This is a messenger RNA of Annulohypoxylon maeteangense, 1606 nucleotides long. Its product is annotated as heterokaryon incompatibility protein-domain-containing protein. The record is from RefSeq and is a predicted model, not a curated record. The transcript is spliced from 2 exons. Bases 256 to 1548 code for a protein of 430 amino acids. Lineage: Eukaryota; Fungi; Ascomycota; Sordariomycetes; Xylariales; Hypoxylaceae.
UGUACGACGUGAAAAUAGUGUAUUCAAAGCUCGCUUAUUGGUAGAUAGAAGUCAUAAACGCCAGUACCGAAGAUGAGAAGCGACAUAUGAUAGUGUCAGCAUGCUUCCCCGGUCAGCCCGCAGUUUCGUUCGGGUCGAAUUUACCAAUUAUUAUCGCAAUCUAUUUAAGGUAAUUUCUUGUGCGACAUAAGGCAACGACAUAUAUAGAGAACCGUGUCCUGUGUUUCCUACGGCUAGAGUAGUAUAUAAGGAGACAUGUGGCUCAUCGACACCGAAACGUUAAAACUCGUAAAUAUCACGAAUCCCUGGAAGGGCAGCUACGCUAUACUAUCACACACCUGGGACGAUGAACAGAUCACUUUCCAGAACUUCUCGGACCUUACGAAGGCCCGUAAAAUACGCGGAUUCACCAAGAUCGAGAAGACUUGCCAGUUAGCCAGGGAAAAACACAUGUUGCAAUAUGCCUGGGUAGAUACUUGCUGUAUCGACAAAACCAGCAGCGCUGAGUUAUCCGAGGCCAUCAAUUCGAUGUUCAGAUGGUACCAAGCAGCAGCUGUAUGUUUUGUCUACCUCUCGGAUUUGCCUCCUAAUCCACCCGGGAUUUCCCAUGGUCCCGGAGAGGGUAUCCCGGGUACCAAAGGCUUCACUCAUGCGCAGCUAGAAAGAUGCAAAUGGUUCCGAAGAGGUUGGACGCUCCAAGAGAUUCUCGCGCCGAGAAAUGUCGAGUUCUAUGACGCAGAUUGGGGUUUCAUCGAGACUAAAGACUCGUGGCUCCUUGAACCUUUAUCCGAGAUCACCGGAAUCAAUACUGCCUGCCUGAGGCACGGUUCCCAGAUCUGGGACCAGCCCAUCGGUACACGGAUGCAAUGGGCUGCCGAUCGACAAACCACUCGACCAGAGGAUACGGCUUAUUGUCUACUCGGAAUUUUCGAGAUCAAUAUGCCUUUAUUAUAUGGAGAGGGAAGCAAGGCCUUCCUUCGACUUCAGGAGGAGAUAUGCAAGCAGAGUAACGACUUAACCCUAUUCGCAUGGACAACGCAACCUGGUCACGCCUUUUCUUUAUUUGACAAAUAUCGUGGUAUAUUUGCCAUGCACCCGUGCGAAUUUGCAGUAUUCCGCGGAAGAGGGCGACAGCCUAGUGAAGUCACAUUCCGCGGCGAGCUCGCCGUCACAAAUAAAGGUCUUCGUUUUGACGAUGUUCUGCUAUAUAAGUCGGAGCUCGGCUUGAUAUUGCCUGUGGAUUGCAUAGGGCCAGACCCUAAAGAAGAAGGUCGAGAAGUCUCGUAUGGGAUAUUACUGAUGCUUACUUGGGAUGGAUAUAUACGGAGAGAGCCAGGUGUUCUCGCGGUAUUACCGCGUAAUCGCGUUUCGGAUAUACCACCUCAUCGCAUCUACGUCCAGAAACAAAUGCCUCUAAGCUGGUCCGGCUUUAUACAACCGGAACACCGAUAUUCUGACGCCAUAUUCUUCAAAUUCCAAGGGGAAGUGGAUCCCAUAAUCAUGAAUAAAAUUCUUUGGGUAUAUGCGCUUACAUGUGAGUGGCCUUGAGAUUUUGUUGAUCUGUUGGCUUAGGUCUCCGGCAGGCAAAGAAGGAGAUGAUGGUCCU